AAUCAAACAUGGAGGACGUUGACAAGAAAUUGUACAUCUAACAACGAAUCAGGUCACAUUUAAACGCGCAGGAAUUAUUGGCAUAGUAUAGCAGCAAGUCAUUGGGUAAGUUUAAUUAAUUAAGAAUUGCGACGUAAACAGAUAGCUAGCUAGUUGCCAUAAAAUGUAAUCAUAGCCACGUCAUUUGUUAACCUACAAAAUAUAACACCUCAUAGUUCAAAUUAAAUCCCAAGUUCAAGAACAUUGGGAAACGACGGCACAAUAUAUUUUUUAAAGACGUCACCUCAUUUCUCCUUUUUAUUUUCGUCUGGGCAGGCUAACGCGUUUCGACAGUUGUGACUUCAUCAGAGCAUCAAUAGAUCAAAUUGUAUUUGUCACAUGCGCCGAAUACAACAGGUGUAGAUCUUACCGUGAAAUGCUUAAUUACAAGCCCUUAACCAGAUGUGCCAAACCCAUAGUUUUUUUAUUCAAGCGCUUAGGUGAUAAUUACAAUUGCCCACACUUGUGUGAGGGCGGUGCAUAGUGGUAUUCAAAACAUUAGUCAACCAACAAUUGUUACUAUAUAUACAAAUACACAGAUAUAACCUUUAACACCUCAUACCUUUGCAGAUCACACAUCAAAACAAAAAAACAAGAGUCCAAGAUGUUCUGCAGGAGGCUAUGGCUAAAGCCAGGGACUGGAUUUUGGACUCCAUCCCAGCAGGGUGCUCACAACCUGGCUUCUUUCCAUCAAGCCUCCCUGCUCCCCCAGAGGAAGCUCCGGGGCCUGCUGUUCCCCUUCAGUGAGCUGGAGCCCCACUUGGCUUGUUCAGUGGAUAGGGCCCACUUCCAGCUCUUCCAGCCCAGUGUGGAGGACAUAGCCAAGGCAGAAAAACUCUUCUCCCCGUCCCCCUCACACAAGAUCGAUUACCACACCUCCGCCGUGAGGAUGGAACACGCACCCUCACAGAACCAGCCAGAGGUAGGUGGAGGGAUGUGUGUUGAAUGUAUUUUAAAAUAGUUGUGAAUGUACAUAGUAGUUUCAUUUGAAAUAACAAACUACUUGUAUAGGCUAGGUCUUAUUUCACUUUUAGAUCAAGAUAUGCAGCUAAAAUUUUACAUUGACUCAUGAAAGACGAAAAUAUACUAUUGUUACAUUUUUUUUUUUAAAACAUCAGUUUUUCAAAAUGCUUGUCUGACAUGGAGCAGCAAUCUGGUCUGAAGAUUCACCCUCCAAUGCUGAAAAGCCGCUCCACAGCUGUAGAGAAUGCUAGUACAUGUAUGUACUCAGCAGCAACUCUGCUCAGUGUUUGGUAUGUUUGACUGUGUGUAUUCCAGAAUUUCAGAGGAUCAGUAGUUGGUGGAAGAUAUGGGGUCAUGAGGUACUCCUCAACACUUCUUUGGUGUUUCAUGCAGCCACGCUUUGUUGUUCCAUGAAACCAAACAGUGUGCCCAAUCUACUCUUCUUCACUGGUGGUGUUGGCUCACUGUGUGGGACAUCCUGUGUUGUGCUGGUGAACUUUGUGGCAAGAUCAUUGAUAUCAUUGAUGUCUGCAGUAAGAGCAGUUUUCUCAGUGGCAUUGCACCAUGCCAGUUUAAAGCGAGGAUCCAAGACUAACGCAAUCUGGUAUGUAAUAUUAGUGUUACUAUUAGUUGGCAGUUGUCUUUACUUCAACAUUAUUGUGUUUUUGAUAUAUUUCUAAUAUUUCUUUAACUUUUUCUGUUAGAUGUUUUCAAAGACCCCUUUUCCAUCUAUUUGACAAGAAAUUGCUUAUUCAACAUUUUUAGGAUGGAAAAUGGUUGAAACAUUUAUAUGCCUUAAUUUCCCAAAAAAAUAUAGACUCUUAGAUUUCAUUUGACACACAGUUUGACUAGCUUUGGGACACAACGUCGGAAUCUGGUUGGACUCCCUGAGUUGUGCAUCGUUGUUGUGGGUGGUGACGGAAAAUAACCAUACCACAAAAUAGCAGUUUCCUGUCAAAAGGCAUAUGUAUAAUCUUUAGGAACGCCACUUACCAGACGUGAAGCGAAAUGUGUCCCUCGCUAUCAAAUAAGCGUCCGAACCGCACCAUGUUCCUGCUGAGUUAGACAGCAGGCUGCCAUUAGACCAUGUGAGACUUCCUACCACGAAAUCUACCACUGUCUACACAGACCUCAGAAAAAAAUGUCUGGUUCAUCCUUGGGAGCAAUUUCCAAAUGCCUGAAGGUACCACGUUCAUCUGUACAAACAAUAGUACGCAAGUAUAAACACCAUGGGACCACGCAGCCGUCAUACCACUCAGGAAGGAGACGCGUUCUGUCUCCUAGAGAUGAACGUACUUUGGUGCAAAAAGUGCAAAUCAAUCCCAGAACAACAGCAAAGGACCUUGUGAAGAUGCUGGAGGAAACGGGUACACAAGUAUCUAUAUCCACAGUAAAACCAGUCCUAUAUCGACAUAACCUGAAAGGCCGCUCAGCAAGGAAGAAGCCACUGCUUCUUUUUGGAGAAAUGUCCUCUGGUCUGAUGAAACAAAAAUAGAACUGUUUGGCCAUAAUGACCAUCGUUAUGUUUGGAGGAAAAAGGGGACAGCUUGCAAACCGAAGAACACAAUCCCAACCAUAAAGCACGGGUGUGGCAGCAUCAUGCUGUGGGGGUGCUUUGCUGCAGAAGGGACUGGUGCACUUCACAAAAUAGAUGGCAUCAUGAGUAAGGAAAAUUAUGUGGAUAUAUUGAAGCAACAUCUCAAGACAUCAGUCAGGAAGUUAAAGCUUGGUCGCAAUGGGUCUUCCAAAUGGACAAUGACCCCAAGCAUACUUCCAAAGUUGUGGCAAAAUGGCUUAAGGACAACAAAGUCAAGGUAUUGGAGUGGCCAUCACAAAGCCCUGACCUCAAUCCUAUAGAACAUUUGUGGGCAGAACUGAAAAGGUGUGUGCGAGCAAGGAGGCCUACAAACCUCACUCAGUUACACCAGCUCUGUCACGAGGAAUGGGCCAAAAUUCGCCCAACUUAUUGUGGGAAGCUUGUGGAAGGCUACCUGAAAUGUUUGACCCAAGUUAAACAAUUUAAAGGCAACGCUACCAAAUACUGAUUGAGUGUAUGUACACUUCUGACCCACUGGGAAUGUGAUGAAAGAAAUAAAAGCUGAAAUAAAUCAUACUCUCUACUAUUAUUCUGACAUUUCACAUUCUUAAAAUAAAGUGGUGAUCCUAACUGACCUAAGACAGUGAAUUUUUACUAGGACUAAAUGUCAGGAAUUGUGAAAAACUGAGUUUAAAUGUAUUUGGCUAAGGUGUAUAUAAACCUCCGACUUCAACUGUAUUUGAAAAUGGCUUCAAAUAUGAUUUGAGGAAAGUAUUACAGUGGGGGGGGAAAAGUAUUUAGUCAGCCACCAAUUGUGCAAGUUCUCCCACUUAAAAAGAUGAGAGGGGCCUGUAAUUUUCAUCAUAGGUACACGUCAACUGUGACAGACAAAAUGAGAAAAAAAAUCCAGAAAAUCACAUUGUAGGAUUUUUAAUGAAUUUAUUUGCAAAUUAUGGUGGAAAAUAAGUAUUUGGUCACCUACAAACAAGCAAGAUUUCUGGCUCUCACAGACCUGUAACUUCUUCUUUAAGAGGCUCCUCUGUCCUCCACUCGUUACCUGUAUUAAUGGCACCUGUUUGAACUUGUUAUCAGUAUAAAUGACACCUGUCCACAACCUCAAACAGUCACACUCCAAACUCCACUAUGGCCAAGACCAAAGAGCUGUCAAAGGACACCAGAAACAAAAUUGUAGACCUGCACCAGGCUGGGAAGACUGAAUCUGCAAUAGGUAAGCAGCUUGGUUUGAAGAAAUCAACUGUGGGAGCAAUUAUUAGGAAAUGGAAGACAUACAAGACCACUGAUAAUCUCCCUCGAUCUGGGGCUCCACGCAAGAUCUCACCCCGUGGGGUCAAAAUGAUCACAAGAACGGUGAGCUAAAAUCCCAGAACCACACGGGGGGACCUAGUGAAUGACCUGCAGAGAGCUGGGACCAAAGUAACAAAGCCUACCAUCAGUAACACACUACACCGCCAGGGACUCAAAGUGCCAGACGUGUCCCCCUGCUUAAGCCAGUACAUGUCCAGGCCCGUCUGAAGUUUGCUAGAGUGCAUUUGGAUGAUCCAGAAGAGGAUUGGGAGAAUGUCAGAUGAAACCAAAAUAGAACUUUUUGGUAAAAACUCAACUCGUUGUGUUUGGAGGACAAAGAAUGCUGAGUUGCAUCCAAAGAACACCAUACCUACUGUGAAGCAUGGGGGUGGAAACAUCAUGCUUUGGGGCAGUUUUUUUGCAAAGGGCCCAGGACGACUGAUCCGUGUAAAGGAAAGAAUGAAUGGGGCCAUGUAUCGUGAGAUUUUGAGUGAAAACCUCCUUCCAUCAGCAAGGGCAUUGAAGAUGAAACGUGGCUGGGUCUUUCAGCAUGACAAUGAUCCCAAACAUACUGCCCGGGCAAUGAAGGAGUGGCUUCGUAAGAAGCAUUUCAAGGUCCUGGAGUGGCCUAGCCAGUCUCCAGAUCUCAACCCCAUAGAAAAUCUUUGGAGGGAGUUGAAAGUCUGUGUUGCCCAGCGACAGCCCCAAAACAUCACUGCUCUAGAGGAGAUCUGCAUGGAGGAAUGGGCCAAAAUACCAGCAACAGUGUGUGAGAACCUUGUGAAGACUUACAGAAAACGUUUGACCUGUGUCAUUGCCAACAAAGGGUAUAUAACAAAGUAUUGAGAAACUUUUGUUAUUGACCAAAUGCUUAUUUUCCACCAUAAUUUGCAAAUAAAUUCAUUAAAAACCCUACAAUGUGAUUUUCUGGAUUUUUUUCUCUCAUUUUGUCUGUCAUAGUUGACGUGUACCUAUGAUGAAAAUUACAGGCCUCUCUCAUCUUUUUAAGUGGGAGAACUUGCACAAUUGGUGGCUGACUAAAUACUUUUUUUCCCCACUGUAGGUGGGUGGUGCACAUGCGUGUGUGGGUGGAAGACUGGGGGGGAAAAGAUGACUGAAGUGUGUGGAAUGGGCAGAUUAAUCCUAUCAUGCAUAUAAGAAUGGAAUGAAGGGAACGUUGGCCAUGGCUUAAUAAAUUAACCAAAUUCUGAAAUGGAUUGAUGUAACCUCAGUCAGACCAGGACUUUAACCUAGAUUCUUCCCCGCAGCACCAAAUGGAAAGUUGUUUGGAAAGAGGAGUGGUGCAGAGCCAGAGGGUUCAGUGACUGGGAGACACGUGGUUUUAGUUACCGCUCAGCUCACCACCUCUCCCCUGUCAGUGUGAUUUAUCCCCCGGCCCCACGGGGAAGCGGCACUCUGCAUCCAUCUUGUGUCAGAGAGACAGAUGGCUCCAGUAGCUCUGAUUUGUUCCCUGGGACUCCAGGGAUAUUACAGUAGCACACUGUCAUAUCUCUACAAAUGACUGAUUUUUAUCAUGGCUGGCAACACACAGUUGCAAACCCAUAGCAGUGUGCUCAGCAUCACAUAAUAUAAACACUUUAAGAUGAACUUAUCUCGUUUUCAAAGAUCUACGUACAGUAGGCUUCAAGUGAUAGUUUUUUUUGUACUAUUUUUUUUUAUAUAUAAUUUUCAAUUUGAUCAGCUUGUUAAGGUGCGUACACCUCUUGGCUGUUGUUGUAUUGUAAUAUUGAUCAUGGUGAUUGUGUGUGCGUUGCCAGGUGUGUUUCAUCGGCAGGAGUAAUGUGGGGAAGUCAUCUCUCAUCAGAGCUCUGUUCUCCUUGGCUCCUGACGUAGAAAUUAGAGUCUCCAAAACACCAGUGAGUAAACUAAGUUCUGCUGUUUAUUGGGGGGGGGUUAUCUUUACAUGUGUUAUCGCUCUCUCUCUUUCUUUCCAUACAUUCUCUAAAGUACUUUCACUACCUGGCAUUUUAUCCACUCUCUCUCAGGGCCAUACCAAGAAGAUGAACUUUUUCAAAGUGGGCAAAGCUUUCACCAUGGUGGACAUGCCUGGUUAUGGAUACAGGGCUCCCAAGGACUUUGUGGAGAUGGUGGAGCACUAUCUGGGUUCAAGAAAAAAGUAGGUCUUCAGGAUGUCUGAGCUUUACAUUAUGUUGCCGUCAAUCAAUGUACAGUAAGUAUACUGAACAAAAAUCUAAACGCAACAAUUUCUAAUAUUUGACUGAGUUACAGUUCAUAUGAGGAAAUAAGUCAAUUGAAAUAAAUAAAUUAUGCCCUAAACUAUGAAUUUCACAUGACUGGGCAGGGGUGCAGCCAAGGGUGGGCCUUGGAGGGCAUAGGCCCACCCACUGGGGAGCCAGGCCCACCCAAUCUGAAUGAGUUUUUCACCACAAAAGGGCUUUAUUACAGACAAAUACUCCUCAGCACCUCCCCCACCCCUCAGACGAUCUCGCAGGUGAAGAAGCCGGAUGUGGAGGUCCUGGGCGGUUGUGAGGCCAGUUGGACGUACUGCCAAAUUCUCUAAAAUGACAUUGGAGGCAGCUUAUGGUAGACAAAUGAACAUUACAUUCUCUGGCAACAGCUCUGGUGGACAUUCCUGCAGUCAGCAUGCCAAUUGCACACUCCCUCAACUUGAGACAUCUGUGGCAUUUUCUUGUGUGACAGAAUUGCACAUUUUUAAAGUGGCCGUUUAUUGUCCCCAGCACAAGGUGCACCUGUGUAAUGAUCAUGCUGUUUAAUCAGUUACUUGAUAUGCUACCCCUGUCAGGUGGAUGGAUUAUCUUGCCAAAUGAGAAAUGCUCACUAACAGGGAUGUAAAUAAAUGUGUCCAAAGAAUUUGAGCAAAAUAAGCUUUUUGUGCAUAUUGAAAAUGUCUGGUAUUUUGUAUUUCAGCUCAUGAAACAUGGGACCAACACAUGUUGCAUUUAUAUUUUUGUUCAGUGUAGAUCUGGGCUCACCAACCCGGUUGAUGGAUAGCUACCCUCCUGUAGGUUUUCACUCCAACCCCAGUUGUAACGAACCUGAUUCAGCUUAUCAACCAGUUAAUUAUUAGAAUCAGGUGCGUUAGAUUAGGGUUGGAGCGAAAACCUACAGGACAGUAGCUCGCCAGGAACAGAGUUGUAGAGUCCUGAUAUAGAUCGAAUGCAUUUGUCUGUUUGUGUGUAACAUGAUCACGCUUCCCUCUGCUGUGUUACUUUUCUCUCAGUCUGGUGAGGACCUUCCUUUUGGUGGACGGCAGUGUUGGGCUGCAGGAGGCAGAUAUGAUCGCCCUGGAGAUGUGUGAAGAGUUCAGUCGGCCUUACGUGGUGAGAUUAACAUACUCUGUGCUCAGUUCAUUCUUCAAAACCUUAACCUCUAUGUUAAUUGGAACUAUAUUUCAUAUGAGAUGAGGGCAUUGUUGUUAAACAUUUACAUUACAUUUACAUUUACGUCAUUUAGCAGACGCUCUUAUCCAGAGCGACAUACAAAUUGGUGCAUUCACCUUAUAGUGGGAUAACCACUUUACAAUGUUUUUCUAUUUUUUUUUUUCUUUCUUUGGGGGGGGGGGGGGGGGGGGGGGUAGAAGGAUUACUUUAUCCUAUCCCAGGUAUUCCUUAAAGAGGUGGGGUUUUAAGUGUCUCCGGAAGGUGGUGAGUGACUCCGCUGUCCUGGCGUCGUGAGGGAGCUUGUUCCACCAUGUUAAACAUCUCAGUGUUCUGUUGUUUGUGUCCUUGUGUAUGUUAAGAGUACAUAAUCUUGCUGUAAUCUAGGUUCUCUAUUUUCAUUGCAUGUCAUUUAACCCUUUUCUCUCCCACUCCUCCUUAGUGUGUUAUGUUCCAAGUUCCAUCACACUCACUGUAGAGAGCAGAUUAAUGUAGAACACUCUAACUUGUCCCACUCAGCUAUUUAAAAACUGCAGUCCUGGAUCCAGCCAUUAUUGAUUGGCCCUUUCCUGUUCUUAAUGCAUGAAGCUGUGAAUUAUUCAUGCUAUCAGGUUAUUAAGCACUUUGAUCAUAUAACUAAAAUUAUGUAAAUGGGAUCUUAAAUAAAGCUCAUGUCCACCUUGUGGAGCAACAACAGACUAAAGGACUGACGUCAGACUAAAUUAUCCCAUUGAUGUACUUACAUGGAAUGAAUGGAUGCACUCGUCAUACUGCAAAUAAAAUAUAGGCCUAGCCACUGCAGCUCCAAAGCCACCCAGAAGAUGACUGAAAACGUUUGCUAUUAUUCCUCAUAGAGCCACUUAUUUUGCUUGGGAAUUGGGAACACAGUAUCUGAUUUGGACUAGCACACAAUGAGAACCUGUCAUUCAUUCAUGAUCAUAUAGCCUAUCGGCACUUGUUAAUGAGAUAUCUUUGUCAAACUUGUUUUGUCUGUUGUGUGAUGCAGAUUGUGGUGACCAAGAUCGAUAAGUGUCGCCAGGGGGUGCUGUUGACUAACCUGCUGCAACUUCAGGACAUCAUAACACAAACUGUUGGCUGCUUCCCACAGCCCUUCCUGGUCAGGUGAGUCACCCACACACCCUUCUAUUUUUGGUAAAUUGUGCACCAUAUACAUCCCUCUUUGUGCACCAUAUACAUCCCUCUUUGUGCACCAUAUACAUCCCUCUUUGUGCACCAUAUACAUCCCUCUUUGUGCACCAUAUACAUCCCUCUUUGUGCACCAUAUACAUCCCUCUUUGUGCACCAUAUACAUCCCUCUUUGUGCACCAUAUACAUCCCUCUUUGUGCACCAUAUACAUCCCUCUUUGUGCACCAUAUACAUCCCUCUUUUUAGACCGAUGACUUGUCAGUGUAAACUUGCCAUGUCAGAAUGUAAAUGUGAUGUCAGAAUUACACACAUCGUUAUAGGGCUCGCGUUGUAGUCCUAAAAAUUGAGUUACCUCUGGUUCGUUCAGCCAUUCCUACGGGGGAAAGAGUGGAGUUUUGGGAUAAACGCCAAAAUGGUUUGAUUACAUAAAUGCUUCAAAAUUAGCUGAUGAAGAUUAUCUCAUAGAAAAAAGAAAAAACACAUAAGACCUCCUAAGCCUAUGUUUACCACAGACCUUAUUUUCUGCGUUUAUCAGAAAACCCUCCAAAAAACCCAUUCCUUUCCCCAUAGGCUUUGCCCAACAAGCCAUGGCGGAGUUAGUGCUUACAAAAAGAAGCCAUUACUAUUGCUCAAUAUUCAAGGAGAUAAAGAGUUAGUCCCACUUAUUUGGCAAGAGACUGACUGACACACCCUCUCUCACCAUGUCAUUGUAGCAAUCACAUGACUAGACCAAGGUCAUCACAGAUGCAGUUGUAGUCUAAAGGAAUAAAGUGUGGCUGCAUGCUGACCGCUUACAUGCAAAAUAUACACUGAGUGUACAAAACAUUCCAUGACAUAGACUGAACAGGUGAAAGCUAUGAUCCCUUAUUGAUGUCACUUGUUAAAUCCACUGCAAUCAGUAUAGAUGAAGGGGAGGAGACAGGUUAAAGAAGGAUUUUUAAGCCUUGAGACAAUGUGUAUGUGUGCCAUUCAGAGGGUGAUUGGGCAAGACAAAGGAUUUAAGUACCUUUGAACGGGGUAUGGUAGUAGGUGCCAGGCGCACCGGUUUGUGUCAAGAACUGCAAUGCUGCUGGGUUUUUCACACUCAACAGUUUCCCGUGUGUAUCAAGAAUGGUCCACCACCCAACUUGACACAACUGUGGGAAGCAUUGGAAUCAACAUGGCCCAGCAUCCCUUUGCAACGCUUUUGACACCUUGUAGAGUCCAUGCUCUGACGAAUUGAGGCUGUUCUGAGGGCAAAAGGGGGUACAACUCAAUAUUAGGAAGGUGUUCUUAAUGUUUUGUACACUCCGUAUAUAUAUAUAUAUAUAGCCUAUCAUCUCAGAUAUUUCAUGUUCAACCUUUUUAGGUAAUGGAACACUGUGCUUCAGUUCCAUCGUCAUGCCAACCACACCAUACAGUACAGUGAUAUUGUAUUGUAAAAUCUCUGUUGCCUUUACUGUAAACCAGAAAGUGUGCCAUUGGUUAGUGCUGUAGUUGGACUGUAACCUAUCUUCCUAAUUCUUUAGGUGAUGGGAAAGGACAGACUGAAUUAUGUCACCGUGCAGCUUACAUAUUAUCUUAUGUAAGCUGCACUGCAGUUUAGAUUUCUUUAUUGAAAACUGUAAAAGUGCACCAUUGCGGCACACAUGCAUUUGUGUAAAUAAAACCUAUCUAUCUUGGAAAUUGGGUCAGAUGGCUAUCUGUGAUCAGAUAAGACGAGAUAAUGGUGGCAGUGGCACGUAUGGUCGGGCAUACACACUGCACACUGUUAUUGAAAGUGGAGGGAGGGAGGGGAAUGACAGUGUGCAAGCGACACAGAGAGGGAGACUGAGUGACUGACUGACUGAGUGAGUGAGUCUCUCGGCCAAGGCCUUGGGUUUCGGCCGGCCGCACAUUCUAUAAAGGUUGAGUGUCGGAAGAAUAUCUCACACCCGUAACGAACUGAUAACAGACCCACUGAAGUGCUACUCUACAGAUACCAGCACACUAAUGCGUUAAUUUACUAACACUUUAUAAUGGCUCGUAAACUCACAUACGCAUACACCCUUGUAUGUUAACUGUUCUUCACACGUAGGCAAACCUACUUUGACAACUACUUCAUUACUCUGUCCUGUGUUGUGUAUAACACGCCUCCUCAAUUCUAUACAUGCAAAUAUGUUUGGAUGUCUUCAAAAAGUUGAAGCAGCUAUUUAUUGAUCUCUUUCUCUCUCUCCUGAUUGACAGUUCUCUCCAUUUUUCUGGGAUAUACCUGCUCCGUUGUUUCAUUACCCAUGUGACCGGGAGCAUUCAGCUGGGAGACACUUGUCAAAGCUGAUCUGAGACCAGUUAACCACCCCUUCUCUUUGACUUCACACUGGAGCACAGCUGAGAACUGCUUUGGAAUCAGCUCAUACAAACUCAAUCUAUGAACGCUUUCACCACUGAUACAGUAGCCUAUUGUGGACAGAUUUCAGAACUGACCGGAGAUCAGUUGCUAUACUUGGCUCAUGUGCUGCUACAGUGUUUCUCUUCUGACCCCUAAACCAUUAUAACAAAGCAGACCGCUGAUCUGAGAACUCCUUCCCCUGCUUUCUUAUGGACACGGUACUGUGUGAUUCUACUGGAAUUUUCACCUUGGGAACAGAGCCAAACUAAUAGCUGACCUGAAGACAAUUUCCCAGAAGAACCUCUUCACCUUUAGUGUUUGUGUACAUUGUUUACUAUAGUCAGACUGCUAUUUCUGUACAGUGCAUUCGGAAAGUAUACA
Messenger RNA from Coregonus sp. 'balchen', 11099 nucleotides. NCBI's taxonomy places the organism in Eukaryota, Metazoa, Chordata, Actinopteri, Salmoniformes, Salmonidae. The record is from the annotation of a GenBank genome assembly.